AUGGUUUCCGAAACGUUUACUCAAAAGGCAGAAGCCGUCUCUAACUUACCAACCAGACCUACUGAUAAUGAGCUGUUAGAGUUAUAUGGCUUAUAUAAGCAAGCAACUGUUGGUGAUAACAACACUGAGAAACCAGGUAUGUUUGACUUCAAGGGUAAAUACAAGUGGGAACAUUGGGAAAAAUUAAAGGGUACGCCACAAGAAGAAGCUGAGCAAAAGUAUAUUGCAUUAGUUGAUGAAUUGCUUGCAAAAUACUCUUCUUAA
This is a messenger RNA of Pichia kudriavzevii, 264 nucleotides long. RefSeq lists its product as uncharacterized. Gene Ontology annotation, molecular function: long-chain fatty acyl-CoA binding. The transcript has 2 exons. Bases 1 to 264 code for a protein of 87 amino acids. The record is from RefSeq and is a predicted model, not a curated record. NCBI's taxonomy places the organism in Eukaryota, Fungi, Ascomycota, Pichiomycetes, Pichiales, Pichiaceae. Gene Ontology annotation, biological process: fatty acid metabolic process.